Drosophila subpulchrella is the source of this 1915-nucleotide messenger RNA. RefSeq names its product decaprenyl-diphosphate synthase subunit 2 (gene Pdss2). The coding region runs from base 335 to 1693 and encodes 452 amino acids. NCBI's taxonomy places the organism in Eukaryota, Metazoa, Arthropoda, Insecta, Diptera, Drosophilidae. The transcript is spliced from 3 exons. Gene Ontology annotation, biological process: isoprenoid biosynthetic process; ubiquinone biosynthetic process. Gene Ontology annotation, cellular component: mitochondrion; transferase complex. Gene Ontology annotation, molecular function: prenyltransferase activity. The record is from RefSeq and is a predicted model, not a curated record.
GGUGUUUUGCCAUCUCUAACGCCCAGGCGGGCGAAAAACCUGUUCCCGCUAAAGGCCGUAGUAAAACCACCCCACCGCCCCCCUGGAAGUUCCAUGGGACUGCGUGCGGCAAUAAAAACAAACAACAGAACGCUUGGCGGCCAACUGAGAGCGGCGGAGCGACCAACUGUAAAAGUGGGACGCCCGCAGGUAAAGCCGACUGCGCCGCAAGCAGCGAGCGCGAACCUCGAAGAUUUCACUUUUCGACGGUCGAUUCAACGGAGCGGAGCUAAAAGCGCGAUUUUCCCAGCAGCAAUUGGAAAUAAUAGCGACAGCCAACAAAUAGAAGACAGCCAUGUACCGCGCCAGUGGGUUAAGGAUUAUGCAACAGCUGCGACGAAGGAUUCCCGCCGAGAUUCAGGGAUUCCAGAGCGCCCUAGUUGCGCCAGCGCUGCAAACUUUCACUUUCCAGCGACAGCAACAGCAGCAUCGCUGGACUUCAACGACGACGGCCAGUGGAAAGCAUUCCAGUCCACAGGUGACGACCCCGCCCCCACGGCACGACUGGAAUAGGGCGGUCAGCGAGGCGGAGCGGAUCGUCGGCUAUCCCACGUCCUUCCUCAGCCUGCGUUGGCUGCUCAGCGACGAGAUCGCCAAUGUGGCGCUGCACCUGCGCAAACUGGUGGGCAGCGCCCAUCCGCUGAUGAAGACGGCCAAGCACCUUCUCUACAAUGGCAAGAACACGAUGCAAGCUUGGGGAUUGAUAGUGCUCCUGGUGUCCAAGGCGGCAGGACAUGCUCCCAGUGUUCCGGAUGUUGAGCAGGACAAGAGUGCCGGAGUGCUCCACUCACAAAGGGCACUGGCUGAGGUCACCGAGAUGAUUAGGAUUUCGCAUUUGGUGCACAAUAGCGUGGUCAACUUGCAAUCGAGCACACAGGCUGGCCAGGAUGUGGCCACCUACGACGACAUGUCCUUUGGCAACAAGAUUGGCCUGCUGACCGGCGACUACCUGCUGGGCCAUUCCAGUGCGGAGCUGGCCAAUCUGCGCAACCAGGAGGUGGUGGAGCUGAUUUCGUCGGCAGUGCGUGACUUUUCCGAAUCGGAAUUCAUUGGCGAGCGGGAUGAGCAGAACAAUCCUUUGCCCUACAAGCCAGGCACCUUCCAGCGGCCUUCUCUCAGCGUUGGAGUGGACUUCAACGAGCACGAUGUGAUGACCCCAAUGCCCAUUGCCCAGGUUCUUGGAAACCCCGAGGAGGAGUGGGAGUGCCGUAACAUACUGAAUGCCGGUAGUCUGCUGGGCAAAUCCUGUCAAGCUUCCUUGAAGUUGGCCGGACAGAGUGAGGAACUGCAGCGGCACGCGUACCGCUUUGGCAAACAUUUGGCGCUCGCUUGGCAAGCUUGCUUGGAUGCCGAGCCUUUCCAGUGUCCGCAGCUCCCGUUGGAUGUGACUUUCAGUCUAGUGAGUGCCCCAGUUCUCUUCCAUUUGGAGCACGAUCCCGGGAUGUAUGCCCAACUGGAGGCUGGCAAGCAGUCGGUGGAUAACAUCGACUACGACAAGAUCCACAAGGCAAUCCUGGCGGGUCCGGCGUUGGUCAAAACCAAGGAACUGCAGCGGAAGCACACGGCUGCCGCUCUGGCUGUUCUUCAACAUUUUCCGGCAACCGACGCACGACAGGCCCUGGAGAAUAUCAUCCUGGCCAUGCAGGAUCUCUGAUCUGAAACAAUCGCUGUUGAUUUUUCACGGGUUCAGGGCUUAGUUUAGUUGUAUUUAUUCCAUUGGGUCAUUAUUCAUUUGAGCAGACAUUGUUGACUAAUCUUAGAUGCAAGAUCAUGCACUUUUUAAAGACACGGUUUUUGUACUUACUUUUGUUAGUCCUCUAAUUACUUGGUGCAAGUACAAAAACUAUCAUAAAUAAACACGUUUUUAUAAUCCCAA